AUGGAGGCCAGACGAAUCUUGGACCAGCACGAUAUCAUUGCCAUUGAGAAUCAAACCCAGGCAGAUGUGGCCAAAGCAGAGGCAGUCCAAGGGCUAGAAUCCUGCUCUGCCUGGCCGCUUGCCACCCUCCCGGUUCCAUUGGAAAAGUGGCUUUGCCGUGGGCUAUUAAGAUGCAGCAGAGGUUCACAGCGACAUUUGAGUGCCUUUCUGUGA
Molecule: messenger RNA, 213 nt
Organism: Durusdinium trenchii
Lineage: Eukaryota; Dinophyceae; Suessiales; Symbiodiniaceae
Source: the annotation of a GenBank genome assembly